Messenger RNA from Kluyveromyces lactis, 336 nucleotides. RefSeq names its product tubulin-binding prefolding complex subunit GIM4 (gene GIM4). The record is from RefSeq and is a predicted model, not a curated record. The coding region runs from base 1 to 336 and encodes 111 amino acids. NCBI's taxonomy places the organism in Eukaryota, Fungi, Ascomycota, Saccharomycetes, Saccharomycetales, Saccharomycetaceae. Gene Ontology annotation, biological process: protein folding. Gene Ontology annotation, molecular function: protein folding chaperone. The transcript has 2 exons. Gene Ontology annotation, cellular component: prefoldin complex; cytoplasm.
AUGGAGCAGGCAUCUAAUGUUCUUCAGUUGAAAUACAAUGAGUUUAAAGGCACACUAGAAGAAUUACAAUCUAAGAUUAUCGAGCUAGGUCGUGAUAAGGAUGAACAUGAUAUAGUUCUUAAGACAUUAAACGAAACAGAUCCAGAAAGGAAGUGCUACAGAAUGGUAGGCAGCGCAUUAGUCGAUACCGAUGUGAAAACAACGAUACCUGUUCUACAGAACAAUAGAGACAAAUUAGAACAAACAGUUUCCACGUUGAAGGGACAAUUGAUAAAGACAGCAGAAGAGUUCGAAAAAUGGAAGAAGGAUAAUAAAAUCCAAGUUGUGAGACAAUGA